CAUUCGCGGUGACAGUUGCGCAAGCAGUGAUAAAAGUAUCGGUUCGCAUAGUGACUUCUAUAAACAUGAGUGAAUGUUUACUAAUAAAUCUAUUAACGAUCAUUGGCUGCUAUGCACUUAUAUGUUAUCUUUACGAUAAUUUGAAGUCGCCUUAUAUAUUAAUACGCGAUUAUGUGAACCAAAAGUUUUUUGGUAAAAAGUUGAAAAGUUUGACCGAAAGGUUUGGCAAAUGGGCAGUUGUUACUGGUUCCACAGACGGCAUUGGUAAAUAUUAUGCCCGAGAACUCGCACGAAAAGGAUUUAACGUAGUUCUUAUAUCUAGAACUGAGUCUAAAUUGAAA
This is a messenger RNA of Teleopsis dalmanni, 341 nucleotides long. RefSeq names its product hydroxysteroid dehydrogenase-like protein 1. NCBI's taxonomy places the organism in Eukaryota, Metazoa, Arthropoda, Insecta, Diptera, Diopsidae. Gene Ontology annotation, biological process: fatty acid elongation. The transcript is spliced from 2 exons. The annotation marks the transcript as partial. Gene Ontology annotation, cellular component: endoplasmic reticulum. The record is from RefSeq and is a predicted model, not a curated record.